AACAAAUAAAAAUCAUAUAAAAUAGGUAAUUGAUCCCUUCUUCAUGUAUAAAAGCCAAAAAGAGGGUGUUUCCUCUUUAACAAGUUAUACCUCCUCCAUGACUAACCUAUAUAUAUACAUAUAAACGUUGGAAAAGCAGGAGAAGCAAAAAAGGAAUUGCUUAAUAUAGUUAACAAUCCAAUUCCAAAAUUCCAAUUUCAUACAUAUGCAUAGGAAAAGUUAGAUAUAAAUUUGAUAGAGCAAAUGAAACAGAAAAAGUGUAUAGUUUUUGGCAGGAUCGGUCCAGCAUGAUGAGGUCAACAACUAGUGGGGUUUCAGCGGCCGCCCUUCCUCAGCAGCAACCUUCUCAAUCUUCAACAUCUACUGGGAUUUCAGCGGCCGCCCGUCCUCAGCAGUUACCUUCACAGUCUCUUACUUUCAAACCCAAAUCAGAAUGGGUUCAUGAAAAUGAAGCUACCGUCUUGUUGCUUUAUCUUCCUGGGUUUACAAUGGAGCAAUUAACAAUAAGCCCGGAGUACUCAGAACGAAGGGUAAAGGUUGAAGGGAAGCGUCGGCUUCCCAACAACAGAUUGCUCCCUGUAAACGAAACAUUCAACAUUCCCGAUGAUUGCGACUUGUCUAACAUGCUCAAAGAAUUUGGAAAAGGCACUCUCUCCCUUAAAUUCCCCAAGGUUUUACCACAGCAACAUAAACAGACAGGGGUUAAUGCCAAAAGUGAUGAAGAGGAAAAGAAAGAUCAAACUGAUGAUGCCAACAAGAAAGCAGCAGAUGAAAGCAAUGAGAAUGGCAAGGAAUAUUCGUCCACGCCAUCCAUGCCCCAAAACAAUCUGGAAAAGAAAAAUCAGACUGAUGAUGCCAACAAGAGAGCAGCAGAUGAAAGCAAUGAGAAUGGCAAGGAAUAUUCGUCCACGCCAUCCAUGCCCCAAAACAAUCUGGAAAAGAAAAAUCAGACUGAUGAUGCCAACAAGAGAGCAGCAGAUGAAAGCAAUAAGAAUGGCAAGGAAUAUUCGUCCACGUCAUCCAUGCCCCAAAACAAUCUGCAACCUUCCUCUCCGGAUGUGAAUUUGAUGGUGAAUGUGGGCGCAGCACUGCUGAUUAUUAUGGGACUAGGAGCUUCUCUCUUCUAUACCAUUUCUCAUCAACUAGGCACCUCUUAGUUCAUCUCGUUCAACAAAUUGUACUUAGUUUUAUUGUUUAACAAUUUAAGCAUAUAAAUAUUUAUAACUCGUUAAAUUAAUUUUAUAUCAAACUCAUCAUUAUAUUGAAAAAACACUUAUUACUCCGAUAAGUAAAUCCAAUAAACUAUUUUUCUUAUUCA
Molecule: messenger RNA, 1318 nt
Organism: Gossypium arboreum
Lineage: Eukaryota; Viridiplantae; Streptophyta; Magnoliopsida; Malvales; Malvaceae
Exons: 2
Coding region: 288-1157 (289 amino acids)
Source: RefSeq, a predicted model, not a curated record